AUGUUCCGUAUUACUUCUUCUAGAAGAAUCUCCUCCAAUUGUAACAAGAUUAUUGCCUCUCCAAAUGUGGCUCUUCAACAACGUUCCUUCCAUCAUGAAACCGUAAGAAUGGAUUCAUCGGAAGCCUUGAAAAAGACCUCUCUCUAUGAUUUCCAUGCUGAACAUGAGGCUACAUUUGUCCCAUUCGCCGGUUACAAAAUGCCAGUCAUGUAUCAAUUGAGCAAAUUUAAAGACGCUCUCAAGAGAGAACAUUUACAAUGCAGAAAUUCUGCUGCCUUGUUUGAUGUCUCUCAUAUGGGUCAAGUCAAGAUUACUGGUGCCGAUGCUCAAGAAUUUCUCGAAAAAGUCACACCUGCCAAUAUCAUUCAACUCAAAAUUGGUCAGGCACGUCUCACCCAAUUCACAAAUGAAAAUGGUGGAAUUUUGGAUGAUUUGAUGAUCACUAAAAAAGGAGAGAGUAACGGAAAUUUUGAUUUUUAUGUGGUGAUUAAUGCUGCUUGUGUGGAGAGUGACAUGGCACAUUUACAAAAUCAAUUGAAAAAUCUCAAAUGUGAUAGAACUGGAAAGACAUUCUCAGAAUCUGAUUUGCAAAUUAGCAUGAUUCCAGGAAAGAGUUUGAUUGCUCUUCAGGGACCAAAGGCCGUUGAGGCAUUAUUACCAUUGCUCGCCAACGAUGAAGCAAGAGACAGAGUUAAAAAUCUCAAAUUCAUGACAUGCUCAGAUGAAGUUGUAGUAGUACCUGGCAGUAAAAAGCCAUCCUUCUCUGUUCAAGUUUCCAGAUGUGGUUAUACAGGUGAGGACGGUUUUGAAAUUUCUGUUCCUGAUGAAGCCGCUGUUGACUUGUCUAGAGCCUUGUUGCAAGUUGGUGGAAGUGAACCUCUUGUUCGAUUGGCUGGUCUCGGCUGCAGAGAUACUUUGCGUUUGGAGGCUGGUUUGUGUCUCAUGGGUCAUGAUAUGACACCUCAAAUCACUCCAAUUGAGGCAGCCUUAAACUUCACAAUUGCUAAACGUCGUCGUGAAGAAGGUGGUUUCCCAGGUGCACAAGUCAUUAAGAAGCAACUCGAGUCAGGUGUAGAAAAGUUGAGAGUUGGCUUUUCAUAUGGUCAAGAGCUUGUUGGAACUGGAAAGACAGCAGUCAUUGCUCGUGAAGGUUACAAAUUCAAGGACUUGAAAACUGGUGAAGAAAUUGGUUAUGUGACAAGCGGUACUUUGAGCCCAAUUUUGAAUCACCCAAUUGGUAUGGGUUACAUUAAAAGUGAAUACGCCAAAGAGGGAACUGAAUUUGGAAUUCAAAUUAGAAAUACUUUGCAAGUUGCAAAGAUUACCAAGAUGCCUUUUGUUCCAACUCGAUAUGCCAAGUAG
Molecule: messenger RNA, 1362 nt
Organism: Naegleria lovaniensis
Lineage: Eukaryota; Heterolobosea; Eutetramitea; Acrasida; Naegleriidae
Exons: 1
Coding region: 1-1362 (453 amino acids)
Biological process (GO): glycine catabolic process
Molecular function (GO): aminomethyltransferase activity; protein binding
Source: RefSeq, a predicted model, not a curated record